Messenger RNA from Fusarium proliferatum ET1, 1107 nucleotides. RefSeq lists its product as uncharacterized. The record is from RefSeq and is a predicted model, not a curated record. Gene Ontology annotation, molecular function: nucleotide binding. Bases 1 to 1107 code for a protein of 368 amino acids. The transcript has 4 exons. Lineage: Eukaryota; Fungi; Ascomycota; Sordariomycetes; Hypocreales; Nectriaceae.
AUGUCCUCAGUCGGCGGCUUCCUCCGCUGUAAUUGGCAGGCUUACUCUCCCCCAGAGCCACCAAAGAACGCCAACGCUAUAAAGUUUGGAAUUCUUGGUGCAGCAAAUAUUGCUGCAACUGCUUUGAUCACACCGGCGAAAUCUCACCCCGAUAUUAAGAUCUAUGCUGUAGCGGCUCGUCACAAGGAAACGGCCGAGGCAUAUGCCAAAAAGCACAAUAUUCCUCACGUUUUCAACAGUUACCAAGCAAUUCUCGAUGACCCCUUCAUCGAUGCCGUCUAUAUCCCCCUUAUCGUUACCUUACACUGUGAAUGGGCCAUCAAAGCAAUCGCCAAAGGAAAGCAUGUGCUACUUGAAAAGCCAGCCACGGUCAAUGCAGCUGAAGCAGAGAUGCUAUUCCGUUCGCCAUUGCUACGACAGCCUAAUGCAUCAGUUCUUCUCGAAGCAAUGCACUUUCGCUUCCAGCCGAGCUGGCAAUAUUUCCUCAGCCUGGUCGACCGUCAGAACAUACAAACUGUCGAUACCGUUGCACUAUUACCCUCCUACAUUAUACCCAAGGGUAAUGCACAGCUAGAAUACAACUUGGGUGGCGGUACUAUGCUUCAUCUCGGCACAUACCCUAUGUAUGCACUGCGUCAGAUCAUGGGAGAGGAGCCUGAAGAAUUGUGUCAUAAAGAAAUCAAGUUGGACGAUAUGACACUCCCAAAAGAACAGACUAAAUGGAAGCUCAGGAAGCUGAGCGUCAGCAACUUCCUUAUAUCAUCCUUUUGGCACCGCAUUGACAUCGUGGACGAGUACACCAUUCGGGAUGACAGGAAUGAUAAAGACUUGAAGAAAUGGACAGUCAAACAAUCCAAGAAGGUCUAUACAUUCAAAGAUGCCGGGAUUGAUCAGCCGAGUGAGCCGUUUUGGUCAUCAUAUCGCCAUUUGCUGGAGCAGUUCGUGAACCGUGUUCGUGGGAAGCAAGGUUCUGGACUCUGGGUCGGCCAUGAAGACAGCAUUGCGCAGGCGAGAAUGAUCGAUAUGGCUUACGAGAAGUCUGGACUACCCUUGCGGCCAACAAGAGAGUUUAGAAUGGAAGAUUAUUCGGAUAGUUUGUUGGGGUGA